AUACAUAACCUUAAAUCUAAUAUACUAGCAAUAUACAAACAAUUAAUUGGUGCAUAUUUUUGUAACUAUUCCAAUUUUUAACAUUAGUAUUGAAAUAAAAAGAUUGAUUGUUUUUUGUGAAGAAAUCUUCUGCUGCUAAUAACUUUGGCGAUAUGGAUUCGCCGCUGCCAUUAACAUGUUUUCCAGACCCAGAUCAAUACAACACAAAAAUAGUCAAAAACUACAUUGAAAAGUAUAUCAAAUCAACAGUACCAAAGGGGGACUUGAAAAACCUAGAUAAAGAUUUUAAGUAUUCUUUUGUCUUGGAUAGGUUUUCACAUGUCAAUACAAUUAAACGUCCAAAAAUCAAAAAAAACUUUCUCACAAGGAAACAGAGAAAAACUCUAAAUUUACUCAAAUUACCAAAAAAUGGGUGGAAUUAUGAUUCUUUAGCACCUAUACAUGAAAUGUGGAAACAGUAUUUGAGACAAAAUUUAGAUUUGGCUAAGAAGGCCCCUACUUGUCAAGAUCAAGAUUGGACUAAUUUCUCUACCAUCAUUGCUAAAUCUGAACUCAUUGGUGCUAAAAUAACUAUUGUCAGAUCAAAGGUACCUUCUCUAAUUGGAAUGCAAGGAAUAUUAGUGUUAGAAACUAAAAUGACCUUUCAAAUGGUAACUCCAGCUUCUGAAAUAAAAAUAAUCCUCAAAGAAACUUCUGUUUUUGAAUUCCUGUUAGACAGCAUGAAAUUCACGAUAUUUGGAAAACAUCUGAUAACAAGAGCAAGUGAAAGGAGUGUAAAAAAAAUUAAAGGACAUAUGAUUCCAAAUCUCUAAUUGACAGUUCGAUCCUAAUAGAAGAAAGUGAAUUUUUAAUAGGAAGAAGUCCAAUGAUAGCCGAAAAUCAUUAUUUUGUUUUUCUUGAAGAAGUAUUUUUAUAGUUUCAAAAUGGAACUCGACGGUAAUGGUUUUGGAUUCCAUUUGUCAAUUUAAUAUUUAUAAAAACAUUUAAGCGGACCUUCAUUUUUUAAAUUACGUGAUACUAACUUAAGUACACGUUAACAUUUUGCAUAUUUGUUAAGUGCUAUUUGAUGCUGCAUAAAUGCACACUAACACCAGUAGAUUUGUUCUCUUGUAAGAAUAUUUCGAAUUUGUUCAAGGAAGUCAAGAAUACUGCACUGUGUUCUCAAUUUAUUGUAUAUAGAUUAGGAAUUAAAACAUAUUGUAUAUUUUUGUUUAUAAACGAAUAGAACAUG
Harmonia axyridis is the source of this 1231-nucleotide messenger RNA. RefSeq names its product ribonuclease P protein subunit p29 (gene Pop4). Gene Ontology annotation, molecular function: ribonuclease P RNA binding. The transcript has 2 exons. The coding region runs from base 153 to 812 and encodes 219 amino acids. Gene Ontology annotation, cellular component: ribonuclease P complex; ribonuclease MRP complex. Gene Ontology annotation, biological process: rRNA processing; tRNA 5'-leader removal. The record is from RefSeq and is a predicted model, not a curated record. Lineage: Eukaryota; Metazoa; Arthropoda; Insecta; Coleoptera; Coccinellidae.